AUGAACAAAGAACGCUUUAAAAGUUCAAUCUUUCAACACUUUCUGUUCUUUUUAGGGGCACAAAAUGACAAUGAGAAAGAACCCAGUGGUGUUACUAGUGUUAAUGACGUGACAUCCCAGCUGGAGAAGCAAGCCCUGGAGGACAAAGAGAGAGAGGAAGAUGGAGAGGAAGAAGGAGACGGUGAAGGGGAAAAUUCUGGAGGGAAGAAAAAGAAGAAAAAGAAGAAGAAGAAAGGACCAAAGAUUCAGACAGAUCCUCUCAUUCCCAUAUGUGAGCUGUUUCCUUCGGGUGUUUUCUCUAAAGGGCAGGAGUGUGAAUACCCCACUUUACAGGAUGGACGUACUGCUGCCUGGCGUACCACCAGCGAGGAGAAGAGAGUGUUAGAUCAAGCCAGCGAAGAGAUCUGGAGUGAUUUUCGACAGGCUGCCGAAGCACAUAGACAAGUGCGCAAGUAUGUCAUGAGCUGGCUAAAGCCUGGGAUGUCUAUGAUUGAGAUCUGUGAAAAGCUAGAAGAUUGUUCACGGAAGUUGAUCAAGGAGAACAGAUUGCACGCUGGCCUGGCUUUCCCCACAGGCUGUUCACUGAAUAACUGUGCUGCACAUUAUACACCCAACGCUGGGGACUCCACCGUCCUCCAGUACGACGAUGUUUGCAAAAUUGAUUUUGGAACCCAUAUAAACGGCCGUAUUAUUGACUGUGCGUUCACAGUGACGUUUAACCCCAAAUACGACAAACUUAUAGAAGCUGUUAAAGAUGCCACGAAUACCGGUAUACGGAAUGCAGGAAUAGAUGUUCGUCUGUGUGAUGUUGGUGAAGCAAUUCAAGAAGUUAUGGAAUCCUAUGAGGUUGAAAUCGAUGGCAAAACAUACCAAGUAAAGCCAAUCCGCAAUCUGAAUGGACAUUCCAUUGGACAGUACAGGAUACACGCAGGGAAAACUGUCCCGAUCGUCAAAGGAGGAGAGGCAACCAAAAUGGAGGAAGGAGAAGUUUACGCUAUAGAAACCUUUGGCAGCACUGGAAAGGGAGUUGUUCACGAUGACAUGGACUGUUCACAUUAUAUGAAGAAUUUUGAUGUUGGCCACGUGCCGAUCAGACUUCCAAGAGCAAAACACCUCCUAAAUGUUAUCAACGAGAACUUUGGGACACUUGCCUUCUGCCGUCGGUGGCUGGACCGUUUGGGGGAGAGCAAAUACCUUAUGGCCCUGAAGAAUCUGUGUGACCUGGGGAUCGUGGAUCCUUACCCUCCGCUCUGUGACAUCAAAGGCUCGUACACAGCACAGUUUGAGCACACUAUUUUGCUGCGUCCAACGUGUAAGGAAGUCGUGAGUCGUGGGGACGAUUAUUAAGCAGUCACCUGUUUCACUUUAUUCUGUCGGGGAGAGCUGACAAAAUGGUUCCACCAAUAGCUUUCUCCUCUUCUUUUUGUUUUGGUAAUGGACUGCAGUUAUUAUAUUUGCCAUGUUAUAACGCGGCUGGCAAUUGGGAUGAUGCAGGGAGCUUGUAUUUCCUUUGAUGACGACAUUUUUAAUAAAGGUUUCUGGCUCCUA
Molecule: messenger RNA, 1548 nt
Organism: Callorhinchus milii (elephant shark)
Lineage: Eukaryota; Metazoa; Chordata; Chondrichthyes; Chimaeriformes; Callorhinchidae
Product: methionine aminopeptidase 2-like
Biological process (GO): proteolysis
Molecular function (GO): metalloaminopeptidase activity
Source: RefSeq, a predicted model, not a curated record